Messenger RNA from Cinara cedri, 2300 nucleotides. The record is from the annotation of a GenBank genome assembly. NCBI's taxonomy places the organism in Eukaryota, Metazoa, Arthropoda, Insecta, Hemiptera, Aphididae.
AUGUCUUCUAAAACCAGUAAAAAAUUUGAGUGUAAUGAAUGCAAGAAAACUUUCUCUAAAAGGAACAAUUUAAAUGAUCAUGUUUCAGCGAAACAUUCUAAUGAAGAAAAAUAUAUAUGUUCAGUUUGUAAAAGGGCCUUUUCUUACAAACAGUCAUUCAACAGACACAUGAAUAUACAUAAAUUAGCAAUCCCUGUUUACUCUUGUUCUGAAUGUGGUUAUAGUUCUCAGUUAAAAUUCAUGUUAACCAGGCAUAUUAAAAAUGUUCAUAUGAAUGAAAAUGAUGGUAUUUUUAAUGUGUCCUGUGUGUUCUGUGAUCACCAAUGCUCUAAGAGUAAUUUAUCUACACAUUAUGUGCUCUGCCAUCAAACUGAAAUUACUAGCGAGAAAUUGAAGUUUGAUAGUUUAGAUGCAUUUUUUACAUGGAAAUAUGAGGUUGAAGACCAAGAUAUCAGUAGGUAAGUAAAUUAUAUUUAGUUAAUAUACCUAAUACUUUUAAUUGUUUUAUUUGUAAUUUAUUUAAAUCAUGUUUUAGGUUCGUUAAAGCUCGGUCAACAUAUGUUGGAGCAUCUGGUUCCAAACAUUUAUUUUUUAAAUGCCAUCGAGAUGGAAAAUAUAAACCAAAAGGAAAAAAUAUCAGAAAAUUAAAAUCACUUGGUACAAAUAAGAUUGGAUCUCAUUGUCCAGCUAGAAUGGAUGUGAUGGUUGAAGGUAAUUUAGUUAGUGUAUUAUACAUUAAAACACAUGUUGGUCAUGAUUUAGAACCAAAACGGUUAACAUUGGCUAAGAAUGAGAAAGAUUUUCUCGCAGAACAAUUAUUAAUACCCAAUACUAAAUAUAAUGAUAUACUAAAUGCCGUGAAAACGUUAGAUUCUACAAGUCGUUUACAUCAUUUAACAAGAAAAGAUUUAGUUGCGAUUAAAAAUUCUUUAAAGGAUUUUGAAAAGAAAAAUAAUUUUAUAAAAAUAAGUGAAAACAAUAAUCAGUUUGAGGAAAAGCCAAAUGACACUAUAGAAGUCAAAAAUGUUUUUGAUAGCGAUUUAGUAACUUUGUAUAAUAUUGAAAAUCACGAGAAAUCUUCACUUAUUUUAAGUUCUGAGAAUCUAGAUGUGGAAACAAAAUCCGACAAACAAGAUAUUGUUAUUAUUAGCAAUAAUUUGUUAUCGAAUCAUAUAGAUAUAAAGGAUAGUUAUGCAAAUAAAGUUGAUCCUAUGUAUGAAUUAAAUGUUGACCAACAGAUAAUUGAGCAAAAUGAACAAAUACCAAUUUUACAAUUUAAUCAUGAAGUAAGUACAUAUAACAGUAUAGUGGCAUAUCCGGGGAAGAGAUAGGACAUAACUCCCCCCCCCCGGAAAUUAUUAAAUUUCCCCUCUCUUUUUCCAACUCCUUACCUACAAUAGUGACCUACCCAUCGUGUGAAUUAUGUCCUUUUGUUUUUUAAAAUUGUUUUGAGUUGAUGCAUAUAAAAAAAAAAUCCAGUGCACUUUCGAAUUGUGAUAGUGUUGUUCAUAAUUGUAUUGUCUAUGUUGAAAAAAAUAAAUAUUUACAUAUUUUAAUUUUUAUAAUCAGCAUUAUAAAAACAUAAGUAAUUAUGUAAUAAUACUAUAAUAAUACACAAUAAUAAUUAAUACCAAUUAAAAUAAAACUAUACAAAAUUCAAAACAAUUUAACUUGUUAUAUUAUUUUCAUUCCUCCCUCCCAAAAAAAAUUUCCGGAUAUGUCACUGCAAUAGUAUAACUUAACAAUAAAAAAAAUUAUUGCAAAUUAAAAAUUGUGUGUAUACAUUCUUUAGAUUUUAUACUAAAUUCUAUUAUUCAGUUUUAAGAGGGAUUAAAUUAUUGUCUACACAUUAUUAUUAUAUAAUUAUUAGAUAAUGGAUAUAAACGAAUAAAAUGAUUAAAUUCCAAUUUAUUUUAAUUUUUAUUUACCUAAUUGAAUUUGUAUACUUAAUAAAUACCAGAGUUUUAAAACUGUUGGAUGUGUUCACAUAUUUUUGCAUGUAACAAACAUUUUUUAAAUGUUAUAUAUUAAUAUUUGUCUAGACGUUGGAAAAUAAUCAAGUGAUUGAUUACCAACAAGAAUUUACAAAUAUUCAAAAUGAAAGAUUGAGUAUAAUGGAAAAAAUGAAGUUGAUAGUUAAUCAAAUUACAUGCAAUGAUGAAUUUGCUAUUGUUAAUCAAGGACUGAUUAAUAUAAUGACCACAAUUGAUGAAAGAAGGAAUGUAAUUAUUGAUCAAGCUGUAGUUAAUGGAGAUUUAGACAAUAUAAUGAUAUUUGAUGAAAGUAUUUUGCAGAAGUAA